CGCGCUAGGACCCGGAGAAUCAUUCUAUUGCUCGGUAGAGGGUCUGGCUGCCGGAACGUAGACAACAAAAGCAGACUUGAAUUGUCUCUCUCUCUCUCUCUCUGCCUGCCUGCCUGCCUGCAUCCAUCCACACCCCACCUACCAUACACAGUUUCUGGUCUGUUGGUCUACCACUCUGUCCAGUUGACUGAAGCAUGUUCCAAGACAAGGAGCUGGAUUUUGGCCACUUUGACGAGCGGGACAAGUCUCGCUACUCCAAGGGCACCAGGAUGAACGGCCUGCCCAGCCCCACCCACAGCGCCCACUGCAGCUUCUACCGCACGCGCACCUUGCAGGCCCUCACCACCGAGAAGAAAGCCAAGAAGGUCCGCUUCUACCGCAACGGCGAUCGCUACUUCAAGGGCAUCGUCUACGCCAUCUCCGGUGACCGCUUCCGCUCCUUCGAGGCCCUGCUCGCCGACCUGACCCGGACCCUGUCCGAUAACGUCAACCUUCCCCAGGGAGUCCGCCUAAUCUUCAACAUUGAUGGACUUGGGAAGGUCAGCAGCCUUGAUGAACUAGAGGAAGGAGAGAGCUACGUUUGCUCCUCGCAUGACAUCUUCAAGAAGGUGGACUACACCAAGAACGUGAAUCCCAACUGGUCGGUCAACGUCAAGACCUCUGGAACCCAGAAGGUGCCCCAGUCACUUGCCAGCGCCAAGAACAUGACCGAGGUUAAGGAGACCAAGGACUUUGUCCGCCCCAAGCUGGUGACUGUCAUCCGCAGCGGCGUCAAGCCACGCAAGGCCGUCAGGGUCCUGCUCAACAAGAAGACCGCGCACUCCUUCGAGCAGGUCCUGACCGACAUCACCGAGGCCAUCAAGCUCGAGACGGGGAUCGUGAAGAAACUCUACACCUUGGACGGCAAACAGGUGGCUUGUCUGCAGGACUUCUUUGGAGAUGAUGAUGUCUUCAUAGCUUGCGGGCCAGAAAAGUUUCGCUAUGCCCAAGACGACUUCUCACUGGAUGAAAAUGAGGUACAGAGAAGUCGGACGCUGGCAGGUUUUGAUGUUGAAUGCCGUGUGGCGAAGACAACCGCGGGUGGUAAACCAGUCAACGCCACUCAGAGAUCAGCGGGCAAGAGCUCUGGAGCUUCACGUCGCAGUAAGUCUCCUGCUGACUCUGCUAAUGGGACUUCCAGCAGCCAGCUCUCCACCCCAAAGUCAAACAAGUCCCCAGUCUCCACACCCAUUUCUACACCCACCAGCCCAGGUUGCCUUCGCAAGCACAAGGACCUGUAUCUGCCACUUUCUCUGGAUGACUCGGACUCUCUGGGUGAGUCGAUGUAAGCCAUCCGAGCAAGCGCGAGCGAGCGGUCGGGCCAGGAAGUAAAGUCCGGAAAUCGCCGUGGGAAGUUGUAAGACUUGGGAAUGAAAAUCUGCCCGGGUGCAGAAACAUUACUAUUUGUGCGAAAAUCGCCAAGCGACACCGUUAAAAAAAAAAAAUCCAUAACAAAAAAAAAUCACCAAAAAGUUGCCCUUUUUUUUUUUUUUUUUUUUAAGAACGUUUCACCAUCCCGUAAGAAAUCCAGUAUCUUAGAAUAUCACUGCCUUUUUCUAAACAUCAGAUAUAAUGCACUGUGAGAAUAUUUCAUAACGCAAGCAGGUCUCUUGUACAUUACAUGUCUGGGCAACUUGUGGUCAUUUGAUUUUCCAAUGUGGUCGUUGCCCUGUGAUGUUUCCCCUCCCCUUCCCUUCCCCCCCCAUCCCACUUUGAUAUUGACGUGCUGUCGUUAGACGCGUUCAGUUAUCGGGAAAACAAAAACCUCUGCCAGUAUUUUCUUUGCACGAGGAAAAAAAUGUGCUCUGCUGCGCAGAAAUGUUUCCACGUCCAAUUUGUUUUGAAAAAGGAAAGAGGAAAAAAAAAUGCCCCCCCCCCCGAAAAAAAAAUCCAUUAA
This is a messenger RNA of Leucoraja erinaceus (little skate), 1936 nucleotides long. RefSeq names its product neuronal migration protein doublecortin-like. Lineage: Eukaryota; Metazoa; Chordata; Chondrichthyes; Rajiformes; Rajidae. The transcript has 8 exons. Gene Ontology annotation, biological process: photoreceptor cell development; retina development in camera-type eye; axoneme assembly. Gene Ontology annotation, cellular component: axoneme. The coding region runs from base 195 to 1328 and encodes 377 amino acids. The record is from RefSeq and is a predicted model, not a curated record.